UUUCUUCAAACAUAAUGCGUUUACUGACCUAGUAACAAUUUAUUAACCAACAAAGGUUUCAAAAUGAUCUCAAUACCCGCCAAUUGUACAAAAAACGUCAAAACGGCGAUGACAUUGACACUGACGUCCAGUGACACAUUACCACCCAGAAAAACACCCAAAGGUCAACACCCAACCGGAAGAUUUCGCAACCCAAACCGCGAAGAAAGUGAAGAGAUGAUGGACAACACGUUACAUUACGCCAGAGAUCUUCACCGGGGGCCACCAAAGCCACCUUCCACCAUCUUAAAUGGCCAAAAAUUCAAACCACUCUCAGUCUUCGCCGGAACAUCUUCAAGACCAGUGAGAGUUCGUGCUUCCACUGACAUUAACUUGUAAAAGUUAGGCAACGUUAGGCGAAAUUGAGCCAUGAAGACGCUGCUGGUUCUAGUAGCGCUAGUAGCCUCCACCACGUGCCAACUGCGCUUCUCCAUCUCCUUGGAGAAUCUCCUCCAGGAGGAAUGGAUGGCCUUCAAGCUCACGUAUAACAAAAGCUACCGCUCCCCGGAAGAAGAAACCUUCCGCAGGGAAGUCUUCAUCGAAAACCGUCACAAAAUCGCCAGAUUUAACCAGGAGUACGGUCGGGGUCAGUGGAGUUUCGUCCAACAGUUGAACAACUUCGCCGACAUGCUCAACCACGAGUUCCACCGGGCCCUGAACGGGUUCAACAUAACUUUAAGGUCCAGGGUGGCUAUUCCCACCCCCACUACUUUCAUCCCCAGCGCCAACGUGAUCUUCCCGGACUAUGUCGACUGGAGGGAAGCUGGGGCUGUAACCCGGGUCAAAAACCAGGGGUUGUGUGCGUCGUGUUGGGCCUUCAGCGCGGCUGGCGCCCUCGAGGGCCACACUUUCCGCAAAACCGGCCGCCUCCCCGAGCUCAGCCCCCAAAACCUCAUGGACUGCAGCAAAUCCUUCGGGACCGACAGCUGUCAAGGCGGCCUCAUGGACCCCGCAUUCGAAUACGUCCGAACCAACCCUGGAAUCGACAUCGAAAGCGCCUACCCCUACGAAGCCAGGGACGGACCGUGUAGAUUCCUACCAGAAGCGGUGGGCGCACAAUGCACAGGAUACGUCGACAUAGCUCCAGGGGACGAAAAGGGUCUGGAAGCGGCCGUGGCCACCAUCGGUCCCGUUUCGGCCGCCAUGGACGCGGGACGGGAGACCUUCCAGUUUUACUCGGAUGGGAUAUACUACGACCCACAGUGCGGGAACAGCGAGGAGGCGGUCAACCAUGCGGUGUUGGUGGUGGGGUAUGGGACGGAACCCAUCGACUGGAGAGGCAACGCCGUCACCGAAGUCAAGAACCAGGGACAAUGCGGAUCCUGCUGGAGUUUCAGCACCACUGGCUCCGUGGAAGGUCAACUCGCCAUCAAUCGCGGACAACUCAUCUCUCUCAGUGAACAGAACUUGAUUGACUGUUCUACUGGAUAUGGUAAUGCCGCUUGCGACGGUGGUUGGAUGGACAGCGCCUUCAACUACAUCUACGACUAUGGUAUCAUGAGCGAAAGCGCCUACCCCUAUGAAGCCCAACUUGACAACUGCAGAUACGACGCUUCUCAGUCUGUCACCAGCAUCAAUGGAUACUACGAUCUGCCCGCUGGAGACGAAAACUCCCUUGCCAACGCUGUCUCCAACAAUGGUCCCGUUUCUGUGGCUAUUGACGCCACCGAUGAGCUCCAGUUCUACAGCCAGGGCAUCAUCUACGACACCACUUGCAACGAAAGAGACCUCAACCAUGGUGUCCUCGUCGUAGGAUAUGGUUCCGAAGGUGGUUACGACUACUGGAUCGUCAAGAACUCCUGGGGAGGUAGCUGGGGAGAAGGUGGUUUCUACAGAACCGUCCGUAACUACAACAACAACUGUGGUAUCGCAUCUGCUGCUUCAUACCCAUCUUUGUAAGCAAAUUUCCCAGAACCUUACGAUGUAAACAAUAGCACAAUAAAAUUUUGAAAUUUU
Messenger RNA from Zophobas morio, 1995 nucleotides. RefSeq names its product cathepsin L-like. NCBI's taxonomy places the organism in Eukaryota, Metazoa, Arthropoda, Insecta, Coleoptera, Tenebrionidae. The record is from RefSeq and is a predicted model, not a curated record. Gene Ontology annotation, cellular component: lysosome. Gene Ontology annotation, biological process: positive regulation of apoptotic signaling pathway; positive regulation of peptidase activity; immune response. Bases 409 to 1938 code for a protein of 509 amino acids. The transcript has 6 exons. Gene Ontology annotation, molecular function: cysteine-type endopeptidase activator activity involved in apoptotic process; cysteine-type endopeptidase activity.